AUGUUUACUGAGUGCGACGGCUGUCCUCAGGCGCUGUCGGUGCGGUGGACACAGCGCAGUCUGCUGGAGCUGCAGCGCGCCCGGCCGCAGCUGCGGCGCGAGGCCCACGCCCCGCACGAGGGCGAGGACUCCGCGGACGGCCAGGAGGACGCGUCGCGGCGGGAGGAGGACUCGCGGCGGCAGGAGCCGGACUCGCUGGACCAGGAACGCGACCGGCUACAGGCGGAAGUUCGCCGGCUGCGGGACUGGCUGGAGGACACCUACCGGCAGCAGCUGCAACAGCUGGACAGCCGGCUGCGACGGCAGCGGGACGACAUACUGCAGGUGGAGGCUGACCUCCGGCAGAAGGCGGACGCCCUCGCGGAGGACCCGCUGGCGGUGAUCGACGCCCUCCGCCAGCAGAACGAGCGGCUGCGGCUGAAGCUGGCGGAGAUGGAGCAGCGCCAGAGCGGCCUGCAGCAGCAGGUGGCCGCGCACGAGCACGAGCUCGACGGGCUCCGGGAGUACUUCCAGGAGAAGGUCAAGUUUACCGAGAAAAUGAGAGAACAAGCCGAGCUGGAUGGCAGCUUCACCGACCUCGGCCUGCCCGACGGCGAUGACACUGUCGGGCCAUCUGUCCUGCGGCUGCGCGUGGAGUUUGAGCGCCGCAUCGCCACCUUGCGGCAGCAGCUGGGACGCAAGUUGGCCUCCCAGACGCGAGAUGUCAGGACAGAGCUGGAGCGCAAGCACAGAAAGGAAGUGACCGAGCUCGAGAGGAAACACCUGACGAAAAUGGCGCAGACGGUGGAGCGGUACAAGAAGGAAGCGGAGGCGGGCCGCCGGGAGGCUGAGAGGCAGAUCAGCGAAGUCCGCAAUCAGCUGAUUCAGGAACACCAGGACGAAGUGCAGCGCCUGACACAGAAGCACCAGGAGCAGAAGGCUGAGAGCGCCGGUCCAGCCGAACGGCGCCGGCGACGCCCGGCCUGCGACGACGCAGCUGGAGGAGGAGGAGGGACGGCCGGCGCCAGAUGCUGCUGGCCGAGCUGGAGAACCUCUCGUUCAGAUGAAUGA
This is a messenger RNA of Pollicipes pollicipes, 1050 nucleotides long. Its product is annotated as cingulin-like protein 1. Lineage: Eukaryota; Metazoa; Arthropoda; Thecostraca; Pollicipedomorpha; Pollicipedidae. The record is from RefSeq and is a predicted model, not a curated record. Bases 1 to 1050 code for a protein of 349 amino acids. The transcript has 7 exons.